Messenger RNA from Naegleria lovaniensis, 2748 nucleotides. RefSeq lists its product as uncharacterized. The record is from RefSeq and is a predicted model, not a curated record. Lineage: Eukaryota; Heterolobosea; Eutetramitea; Acrasida; Naegleriidae. Gene Ontology annotation, molecular function: guanyl-nucleotide exchange factor activity; protein binding. The coding region runs from base 1 to 2748 and encodes 915 amino acids. The transcript has a single exon.
AUGAGAGGUGGACCUUUUGGACGAACCUAUCGUUCAAUACGAAAAGAUUUUGACACCACCGAUUCAACGAACCAGACCGAUGACGAUCAUUAUCGAGUACCCAAUGCGUAUGAAUUUGUUAAUACUCUUCAUACUUCUACCGUUCCUAGAGCCCUUGAAAAAGCCAAAUCAAAAGAAAAAUCCAAAAAGGAAUUGAGAAGACAACGGAAGUAUGCAGACAAAUCAAAAUAUGAAAUGGCUGAUAGUAAGGAACUACGAAAAUUAUACAAUGAAAAGAUGCAGGACAAAGUAGAGCCUACUGCUACUAUUGAAAAGACUCCGCAAGAGCCUCAAACUAUCAUCAACCUUGAUAAAAAGGAUCAUGAACAAGAAGAUGAAAAGCUUUUGAAGAAUAAUUGGAAACGAAUUUCAAUAAGUUAUGGAAAUUUGAAAACAACAGACGCAGAAGACUUUGAUAAUACAACAACCACGGACAGCAUUAAUUAUUCCUCCGACGAGGACAAGACAGAAUAUGAUGUAAUGACCAGGAAAGAUGAAACGCUCACUGAACCAGUUGAGGACGAAUCUUUACGCAAACAAGAAAAAAAGCGAGAGACUUCAGGAGAAUAUGAUUUUAGACAACUCACUUUUGAAUCUCAAUCACUGGAUCAACCCAUUGCUGUACACAAAAAUUUGAAGCAGAUCUUUGAUAGCAUCAUUGAUAAGGAUGACUUGUUUCGACAAAGUUAUAAUCCUGCUCAAAUUAGUGCGAAAACUCAAGCUGUUUACUUUAGAUAUUCCAUACUAUCUCAAGUUCCAAUUCAAUCAUUGGUGGAUGGAGGAAAUAUCACAUUGUUGGAUCUUUCUAAUAAUUAUAUUUCAUCAAUACCAACGUGGUUUGCAACUACUUUAAAGUCCCUUACCUAUCUAUUCCUUCCUAACAACUAUUUAUACGAAUUACCAGAGAACUUUUGUGAAAUGAAAAAACUCAGAGAAUUAGAUUUAAGUUACAAUGCGUUCGAGUAUAUACCAAGUGCUAUUUUAAAACUUCCAAAUAUUAUAACCUUAGAUUUCAGUAAUAACUCGCUAUUAUUAUUGCCAAACGAUGUUUCAUUAUUGAAGAAUACUCUAACUGAUCUCAAUAUUUCAUACAAUGAGCUUAGAGAAAUUCCAGAUGAUAUUCGACAAUUGAAAAAGUUAAAAUAUUUCAAGUAUAACGAAAAUGAUUUAUUCUAUUAUACCACAUCUCUCAUCCUCUCAAAACUUAAUAUUGAAGAAGAUCUUAGAAUCAAGCCUAGAAAUAGAAGAAGAUCUGUGAAAGUAUCAAGCUACCUCUUUGGAGGAGGUAUUACAGAAUCAUUUGGAGAGGAAGAUAGUCCAGAGAGUAAGAAAAUCAAUGAACAGUAUCAAUUAUACAUCCCUAAACGUCAGGUGUUGCUGUUGCAGUUCUUAAACUCUGAAAGCGAAUACAUUACACACUUGAAUGUGUUAAACGAUAUUCUCUAUACUCCAUUACUGGAAAAGUGGUCCGAGUUCAAUAUUGGUCAGAAUGAGAAGGAAUAUAUUUUACAUCCAAUAGUCCUUAGAAUCAUUCGACAUGCGAGAGAACUUUUUGUAGAUUUAAAGAGCAAAAUGCUUCCACUUACUCAAUCUAGGACCAUCAAAACUGAGGACACUAUUGAAAUUUCAAAAGUAUUUUCAUCACGCUUAGAUGAAUUUAGAGAAUUAUAUAUCAAAUAUCCUACAUUAUAUGAAAAUGCAGCAGCGGUACUGAACAAGAUCAGGAAAAAUAAUGAUGAUUUUGAUAAGUAUCUCAAAGCAAGAAAAAGACUUCCCAUAUGUGGAGGUCAUCUUUAUGACUCGUUUUUGUUGCUUCCCGUGACUAGACUUUACAGCUAUGUGAAAUAUUUACAAAAGAUACUAAGAUAUACUCCUGAAUCACAUUCUGACUUUAAGAAUUUGCGAUUACUGGUGCGAGAAAUGAGACACAUUCUUCAAGAACAAGACGAAUAUUUCUAUAGAAUUAAUAACAAGUACAAACUGUUGGAGAUUGAAAAAAAGUUGAAGAUGCACGAAUCUCUUCUAAAACCAGGAAGAUUUUUCUUAAAAGAAGGAAGACUUAUUUUAGGUCAAAAUAAGGGAAUCAACAACUUUAAGAAAGAUGUAAUGAAUAGACUAUAUAAUAAGGGAACUAUUUCAGAAAUUAGAGGUCAGGUUUUACAGAAUUGGGAUGCUGUGAAAAGCAAAUCCUUUGAAGAAUUAUUAGAGCUAAGAUUCACCGAAUUAUAUGUACAGGUUUAUUUGAUGAGUGACAUUAUAAUCAUCAAGGAGACAAACUUUGUUCAAAAACUAGUCUCACGCUUCAACAUCUACCCCUUAAAAGGAGCCUCUGUAGUGUUGGGAGAAGAACCAUUGCCACAAGAAACUGAUUCUCUCACUUCUCCUGGUAGAGAUUCAAGCCCCAUCAUUGACUCAAGUCAUUCGAACUUUAAUGAAAUUAACACAGAAACUAGCAAGGACGAUGAAAAAGAAGAGAGAGAAUUUACAUUGGUCAUUAAUACGCUUUCAAAACGAAUUCCACUUAGUUUCAUAUGCGAGAGUAAGGAAGAGUGUAUGGAAUGGUUUAAGGAAAUUGAAAAGGCAAUUCAAACACUCGAAAGCAAACAUGAUGAAUCUGAAUCUGACGAGAAACUGCUGCAAUCUUAUGAGUUUGUGGAGUCUGGUGAACGAGAUGCUACCUCCGACAUUUCUAACAAAUCAUUUCAUUGA